Molecule: messenger RNA, 1551 nt
Organism: Lachancea nothofagi CBS 11611
Lineage: Eukaryota; Fungi; Ascomycota; Saccharomycetes; Saccharomycetales; Saccharomycetaceae
Source: the annotation of a GenBank genome assembly
AUGCUCUCGAACUUCGCUUCGCGCAACAAUGCACGCGCUUCCGCGCUCAACGCGGCCCGCCGAUUCGUCAGACAGGCAUCCGGAACGCUCGGCGUGGCCAAGGCGAACGCGGGUGGAGUGUCGUCAUUCAAGACCUGUAAAGUGAUCGAAAACACGCUCGGCAACAAGCCCAACGUGGUGGUGCUGGGCUCCGGCUGGGGUGCUAUCUCGCUGCUGCAGAACAUCGACGCCCGGAAGUACAACGUGACGAUGGUGUCGCCCCGCAACUACUUUCUGUUCACGCCGCUGCUUCCCUCGACCCCUGUCGGCACCGUGGACGAGAAAUCGAUCAUCGAGCCCGUCGUCAACUUCGCGCUCAAGAAAAAGGGUAACAUCUCGUACUACGAGGCCAAGGCUACCUCCAUCAACACUGAGAGAAAAACCGUCACGAUCCAGGCCGUGUCCACCGUGGCCCAAUUGGCCCAGCCCGAUAACCACUUGGGGUUGAACCAAAAUGACGAGGCAGAAAUCAAAUACGACUAUUUGGUCUCCGCCGUGGGUGCCGAACCUAACACUUUUGGCAUUCCCGGUGUUCAAGAACACGGUAACUUCUUGAAAGAAAUCCCACACUCUUUGGAGAUCCGCAAGCGGUUCUUGUCCAACAUCGAAAAGGCCAACUUACUUCCAAAGGGCGACCCAGAACGUAAGCGUCUUUUGACCAUUGUGGUCGUCGGAGGUGGUCCAACUGGUGUCGAAACUGCUGGUGAACUGCAGGACUACAUCGAUCAAGAUCUCAAAAGAUUUAUGCCUUCCGUUGCCGAAGAGGUCCAGAUUCACUUGGUCGAGGCCUUGCCCGUCGUUUUAAAUAUGUUCGAACGUAAGCUAACGUCUUAUGCUCAAGACGUUCUACAAAAAACCUCCAUCAAAGUUCACUUGAGAACAGCCGUUUCUAAAGUUGAAAAGGAUCAUUUAAUCGCCAAAACCAAAGCCGAAGACGGUGCUGUUACAGAACAAACCAUUCCAUACGGCACUUUAAUCUGGGCUACCGGUAACAAACCUCUAAGCAUUGUUACCGACCUUUUCAAAAAGAUCCCGCAACAAAAUGAAUCUAGAAGAGGUUUGGCCGUUAACAGCAACAUGUUGGUUAAAGGUACCAACGACAUUUUUGCCAUCGGCGACAAUGCUUUCUCCGGUUUACCACCAACUGCUCAAGUUGCUCACCAACAAGCAGAGUACCUAGCAAAGGUCUUCGCGAAGAUGGCCAAAAAUCCAAACUUCCACGCCGAAUUGGCCAAGAGAACCGAAAAGGUAGACCUAUUUUUCGAAGAACAGGGUAUCAAGCCAUUUGAUUACAUUCACUACGGUGCUUUGGCAUACUUAGGUGCUGAAAAGGCCAUCGCUAAUAUUACUUACGGUAAGCGUUCUUUCUACACAGGUGGUGGUGUGUUGACUUUCUACGUAUGGAGAGUGCUGUAUGCCAUGAUGAUCCUAUCGGCCAGAUCUAGAUAUAAGGUUAUCGCUGAUUGGUUCAAGCUGGCUAUUUUCAAAAGAGACUGUUUCAAAGAAUUGUAA